This is a messenger RNA of Plutella xylostella (diamondback moth), 4157 nucleotides long. RefSeq names its product Myocardin-related transcription factor (gene Mrtf). Gene Ontology annotation, cellular component: nucleus. Gene Ontology annotation, biological process: positive regulation of transcription by RNA polymerase II. The record is from RefSeq and is a predicted model, not a curated record. NCBI's taxonomy places the organism in Eukaryota, Metazoa, Arthropoda, Insecta, Lepidoptera, Plutellidae. Gene Ontology annotation, molecular function: transcription coactivator activity.
UUAAAAAGAAAGGGCGGUAUUUCAUUGUCGUGACCCGAGACUGCCGUAUAAAUAAUAAUAAUGGUACCAGUCUUCUGGGAAUAAUUUCACGUUUUAAUAACGUAAUUAAGUUAGAUGGGCUCAAACGCGAUAAUGAGCGCGCAACCGACGUCAGCCAGAAUUGUAGUUUUUGUGCCCGCCGUGCGAACCGGGCCGCCGGAGUCUACUGGGAAAUGCUUUUACUGCUCUCAAAUUUGCGCUUUCACUUUAUUAUUCUUGGCUAAUAGACGUAAUUAGCAUAAACAGACAAUGUAAUUGAACCUUAUACGUUUAGCAUAUUGUUAACAUCUCCUAGGGGAGGUCGUUGUAUGCAGCAGCAUUAGUAUGAGCGCCGGGUGCCGACUUCCGCCGCGGUUUCCGCCGCGCGUCGCGAAUCAGAAACGCAGUCUGUCAACAAUAUUCCGUCUGGCGCGUUGUUUUUAAUGAAGACGUUAAUAUUUUUCGUGAAAUGUUAAUUAGUUAUCUGGGUUGGGCGAGUGUCGGUUGGGCGCACAGUAACUGAGUAACCCACAAUCGGUGCGGUGGUGAAUGUUUGGUCUGCCCCACGGCCGCUGGGCAGUGUUUACGUUGGCGCGCCGCCAGCGUUGUCCGCGCGGUGCCUACGCGCAAACAAUAAUACAACAUUCUGGAGCUGCGCCUCUGCCAACGCCGCCGAUAUCGACGUAUCCGUCACGUCGAUAUUCGUCACCUGUCGUCAUUAUGAUGUACUCCAUUGUGCACGCAUGCCAUUGUUUACGGUAAAGGCUGUGUCUGCGGCCUGCGGACGUGUCUUCAUUGUGCAUUCCGAGUCCCAGCAGAGCGCUGUGGGUGCUACAACAAACAACAUAAUGAUCGAAAUGUUAGUUUACCAGGAAAAUGGAUUAAUCUGUAACGUUAAGGAAAAUGGGAUCAACCGGGAUAAUAAUAGCCCCGGACAGACGUGUCACAAACAGACAAUUUACGCCGCGCUGAAGGUGAAGCUGAUGAUGCGACGGCCCAUCAACCAGCUGGUGGCGCAGGGAAUCAUGCCCCCUCUGAAGACACCGCCGGCAUACUUCGAGCAAUGCAAGCAACUGGAGAGAGCGAAAACUGGAGACUUACUGAAGGCCAAGAUACAGCGGCGGCCCGACCGCCAGGAGCUGGAACGAAGACAUAUAUUAGAACAGGAGAGCCAUGUAGACCCGAGCCUGGCCGAGAAGCAACGGAUGCUAAAGAAGGCCCGUCUAGCCGACCAACUCAACGACCAACUGUCGCACCGGCCCGGCCCGCUCGAGCUCAUCAAGAAGAACAUCCUGCACACCGAGGAGACCAUCGAGACCGCCGUCAAAACCGGCAUCCUAGCGUUCAAGGCAACCAGCGAAGGCGCCAGCGGACGGCCUCUACACCCAUCCUCAUACUGUGGUCCGGAUGAUACGUCACCUACCCCCUCCCCCCCGUCUACCCUCUCCCCCGCCUCGGUAGCCUCACCCCCGCAGCACCCCGCGCCCGGCAAGGAUAAGAAGAAGAAGAUCAAACAGAAACAGCAGCAGCAGACCAAGUCGAGAUUCAAGUUUCAUGAGUACAAGGGUCCCCCGAGCGCGCACAAAGCGACGGUGUCGAGCAGCGGCGACGAGGAGACGCCGUACGACCUGCUGCUGCAGCAACAGCAACUGCUGCUGCAGCUCAUGCUGCCCGCGUCGCCCGCGUCGGCCUCGGCGGCGUCCGACGCCGGGUCGCCGCCGCCGCCGCCGCCGCCGCCGCGCCUGCAGGACAUGAAGGUGUCGGACCUGCGCGCCGAGUGCAAGCGCCGCAACCUGCGCGUGUCCGGGCCCAAGCCGCAGCUGCUCGACCGCCUGCGCCCCUUCCUCGUGGAGCGCGCGCCCUCGCCGCCCGCGCCGCCCUCCCCGCCCGCCCCGCCGCCGCCCCCGCUCGCGCCCGCCGAGGACAUCGUGCAGUCGCAGCGCCGCCAGAUCUCCGAGCUCGAGCGCAAGCUGGAGGCGUCGCGCCAGCAGCUGGAGGCCGUGCGGCGCGACGCGGCCGGCGCCGCCGCCUGCGACCAGUCGCGCCGCCUGCUGCAGGCGCACCUGUGCGUGUCGCAGCUGCGCGCCCAGCUCGACGCGCUCACCGCCGCGCCGCCGCGCCUCGUGCUGGCCGCCGAGCCCGCCGCGCCGCAGGCCUACAUCCUCAACGGCGUCAAGGUGCUGCCCAUCGCCAUCCUGCCCACGCCCGGCUACGAGGAGCCCGCGCCCCCCCCGCCCCCGCCGCCGCCGCCGCCGCCCCCCGCCUCGCCGCCGCGCGACGUCGCCGACGACAGCCAGAUCAUGGACGACGUGCUCGAGAUCCUGGUGGAGACGGGCGAGCUGCCCGCGUCCGCCGUGGACGCGCCCGCGCCCGACGCCACCUUCCUCUCGCCCGCGUACUCGCCGGUCUACUCGCCCGCCUACUCGCCGCGCCAGCACGACGCCGACGCGCUGCAGCGGGAGCUGAGCGACCUGCAGUACGAGAUGCUGUCGCAGGACAUGAACGGCAACUGCCCGCGGCUGGACGAGCUGCUGGGCGAGGGGCCGGCGCGCGCCGACGACGAGCUGUUCGGGGCGCUGCUGGACGCGCCGCAGCCCAUGGACGUGGAGGAGCCGCUGCUGCCCGCCGGCUUCGACAUGGAUGAGCUGUCGCUGCCCAGUCUGGACGAGGAGCCGCGCUGCGAGCUCGACCUCAAGGAGUUCGGCAUCGAGCUGGACGCGCGGCCCUACGCCUGCCUCCCGCCCCGCGCGCUGGGCCCCCGUGACCCGCUGCUGGGCGGCGCCCUGCCCCCGCCCCCGCGCGCCGCCCUGCACGCCGCCCGCCCGCAGCGCAAGCACUACUCGUGGGACCGCCUCGAGUUCGACGCCACCUGACCCCGUCCGCUCGCGCACGCGCUGUGACCUGCCGAGGUUAUACAGACUAUGUGUGUGGUGAACGUCGGUCGCCGGACGAUGGAUGUUAUACGUACUAGUCUCUCUUCAGUGAAUCGUUCUUCCCUCGUGACGAGUUGUUGUGUAUAGUUGUAAGUGAAACGCCAAUAUGAAACACAAAGUGUUGACGUUGGAACAGACUGCGUACAUUAGUGUAUUACAGUAUUCUGUACUUAAUAGUGGAUACAAAAUAUUUAUACGUCGCUAGUUCGUAAUUUUAGUUAGGGGGUGAUGCACCACUUGCAGAUAAGUUCCAUUUAGAUUGUUAUACAGUCUAGAAUCAAAUAUAUUAGGUGGAUUUUUAUAUGGAAAUACUAGUUUAAAUGUAGGUAAUAAUGAGUGUAUUAUUGGGUGGUGUAAAUCCCUCUGCGUUAUGUCAAUAAGUGAGUGUCCUCCGCGGCCCGCGCGCACUAACAUACUCGGCUCACACAUUAUAAAUCCAUUUUAUUUACUAUUUAUAAGCAUUAUCUACUUAUGUAUAUAUUGAAGUUUUUAUGUAAUAAUACUCAACAUAGUUGUGGAUUUCUGCAUUCCGCCCGAUGACUAAAACUUAGGGGAAAAUUUAACGUAAGGAAAGUUGUUUUUAUUUGUUGAAGUGCAUCACACCAGCCUACAGCGGUGACGCCGUGUGCUGGUGCUGUCACGCGUUUAAUCAGUUUAUUGCCAUGUCCCUCCGCCGCAUGGUUUAGCUUUUUCCCAAUUCAGAAUGUGACAUUCCAGUCUUGUUGAAGUGUAUAGCGGCAUAUCGGUAGCCUGGCGGCUCUCGACACUGCCUCCACGACGCGAGGGCUAUGCAUGCUACUUGAAAUCUCUGUAAACCUACCCGGUAUUAGCCGGGAUAACCACAAACAUGACACCAACAUGCAUAUCACCGAGCUAAUGGAAAGAUAUAGAUAGAAUUAGCGAAUAAUGUAAUGAGUGGAGAGGGCCGCCGCCGCAGCUCGCAAGCCAUCGUCAUGGGUGGGACCACCUCGGGAACAAUGUUAGAUACGAAAUCAUUUAGUUAAAAGUAGACCAGUUAGACAUUGUCACACAAAAAACUGUGCAAGCGCCUUUUACUAUUGUUGGAACGAAUAUUCAUAAUUACAUAGCACACACUCGUUAAUUAUUUCACUAUUAUUUAUUCUGAUUGAUUUUGUUAUGCCUUUUUGUUCAUUAGUCUUGAGUGUAGUGUGAUCUUAGAAUUACUAAUUAUGCAAUUUAUCAUUU